GAAAAUCCGAGUCCGUCCCUUUGAAAAAAGACGGACAAUUUUCGAGUCCUGUUGAACUGAACGACAACAACUGGGCUUUCUUCUUCUCGGGCGCACAAGAUUGGCUGUAUAUCACUUUACGGUCGCAGCCACAGCGAGUAAGAACGCAGCAGUAGAUCUCAUCUGUCUGCUCGACUGCUGCCGGAAUCUGUUCCCGAAAUAAGCACUCUGAAACGCUUAGUCGCACACGCGCGCAACACACACACACCAUGGCGGCUGGAAACCACGCUCAUGCAGGCACGCAUCACCACCACCACCACCAUCACUCCGCGAUCCCUGGUGAAAUUCCCGUCCCCCACGGACCUGUUGCCGACGAGGAGAGCGACGACAGCUCCUCCGACCAACAACAGAACCAGCCGGACGACGCACACGAUGUCCUCGCCGGCACCAAUGCCCACGAGCGCCGCAUCUUCAGCCAUGUAACUCGCCCGGAUGACAGCUACGACGCCGAUGGCACCUACUGGGCCGACAUGCCCCUCGCGCGUCGCGUGCGCUUCGUCUCCAAGGUCGACGCCGCCGCCGCGCACGAGGAGCUCUCCACCAUUGGCGGCAUGGUCAAGAAGGACCCUCUGUCCCCCAUCUCCUGGUACUUCCGCAACGCUGUCAUUCCCGGUGCCGGUCUUGGUCUCGAGGGCUACGUCCUUUUCUCCAUUGGCAAUCUCGAGCCGCUCUUUGCCAAGGUAUGGCCGGCCUGCUGGGACACCAACGAGGUCUGCUCCAAGAACUGGGUCGCUAGUGUCACCUACCUCGAGAUCAUUGGCAUCAUGGUCGGCCAGGCCGCCGUCGGCGUCAUUGGCGACUGGGUCGGUCGUCGCUGGGGCCUGAUCCAGGACGCUCUCAUCAUGCUCAUCGGUCUUCUCAUGCUCACCGCCAGCUGGGGCCUGACGCUCCAGGGCUGGGUCAUCUGCUACGCCUGGUCGCUCUUCUUCUAUGGUCUGGGCGUCGGCGGCGAGUACCCCAUCACGGCCACCUCGUCUCUCGAGAAUGCCGUCGCCUCGGGCAAGUUGUCCACGCGCGAGGAUCGCCUGCACCGCGGUCGCCGCGUCACCACCGCCUUCCUCAUGCAGGGCUGGGGCCAGUUCGUCAACCAGGUCGUCCUCAUCGUCCUCCUCGUCAUCUUUAACUCAGGCAACGGCGGCCCGCCCUACUCCCAGUCGGCGGCCCAGUACGCCUUCCGCCUGUCCUUUGCCUUCCCCGCCAUUGGCACCCUGUGGCUCGUCUACUACCGUACCUGGAAGAUGCCCAACGCCAGCAAGAAGCUCGCCGAGGCCAAGUCGCGCCGCAAGGUCACCGGCUACGACGUCAACUCCCUCAAGUAUUGCUUCAAGCACUUUGGCGGUCGUCUGCUCGCCACCGCCGGUACCUGGUUCUGCAACGACGUCUUCUUCUACGGCAACAAACUCUUCCAGGGCCAGUUCAUCAAGGUCAUCUCCAGCAACCCGGACUCCCUCAUGACCACCUGGACCUGGAACCUCGUCAACAUCACCGUCUCCCUCGCCGGCUACUACCUCGCCGCCCUCCUCAUCGACAACAAGUUCUACGGCCGCAAGAUGAUGCAGCAGGUUGGCUUCUUCAUGUGCUUCCUCAUGUUCGUCAUCCCCGCCUUCAACUUUGAGUACUACACCUCCCCGGCCGGCAUCCACUCCUUCCAGGCCAUGUACUUUAUCAGCUCCUUCUUCAACCAGUUCGGCCCCAACUCGGUCACCUUCCUCGUCGCCGGCGAGGUCUUCCCCACGCCCGUCCGUGCCACCGCCCACGGCUUCAGCGCCUGCUUCGGCAAGGCUGGCGCCCUGCUCGCCAGUGUGCUCUACAACUACAUUGACAACCAGACAAAGUUCUACGUCGUCCCCUGGUUCGGCCUCGCCGGCAUGCUCCUCACUCUCCUCUUCCUCCCCGACACCACCGGCCUCGACCUCAAGGAGCAGGAGCGCCGCUGGAGCUACAUCGUCAAGGGCAAGAGCCACGAGUACCACGGCGUCGCCGUCCACCCCCAGCACCUGUCCCUCUGGGAGCGCCUCCGCGGCGAGGGCAAGCACUACGACGCCGAGAAGGACUGGCGGACCAAGAUUGACGACAUGCGCAAGGAGUGGGAGGACGUCCGCGAGGCCAUGGGCCCCAAGGAGCACGAGAAUGCCGACCACACGAACAGCGGUAUGCCCGAAGACGGCGAGUUCUCGCCUGAGAUCCACGACUACUUUGUUCGCUCCAGUCCCAAGGGCCCCCGCCCUGCACCCGAAGGUGUUCUGAACGAGAAGGGUUCGUCGUCUGGCGGAACCAGCAGUUAAUAAGGUUGCGACAGAGAUUUUGUAUAGUUUAAAGCAUAACGCAUUGAGGAAAAAAAAAAGAUACCCAUUAUGUUCAUGAUAUAUAUCCAUUGCGCCUUUCUGCAGCCUAUGAGUGUCUAGGCAGUGUAAUUCCUGAUCUCAUCAUUAAAACAUAUGCCGAGCAGAGAGCCCCGGAUGGAAGUAUCUGCAUACGCAAAAGCAAAAACUAGGUCCGUUAACCGCACAACGCCAUUCCUCCCAGUGGUAUCAAGGGUGAUCCCCAGCGGAAAUAAAAGGGGGAGCCAAAGUAAAUAAACCCCCAAAGCGACAGAU
Molecule: messenger RNA, 2636 nt
Organism: Emericellopsis atlantica
Lineage: Eukaryota; Fungi; Ascomycota; Sordariomycetes; Hypocreales; Bionectriaceae
Product: major facilitator superfamily domain-containing protein
Exons: 1
Coding region: 249-2324 (691 amino acids)
Biological process (GO): transmembrane transport
Cellular component (GO): membrane
Molecular function (GO): transmembrane transporter activity
Source: RefSeq, a predicted model, not a curated record